UAAAAUGAAUCGAACAAAUUCCUGUUAAAAAAAAAAAAAGGAACGAUUAAAAUAGUGAAUUUGAAAAUAGCAAAACCUUUCAUGAUCCCUUGAUUACUCUAGUUUGAAUUUGAAAACUGGGUGUUUUUUCACAAACACUUGGUACGGAUUCGCAAUCGCAGAAGCAGAGACUAGUAGUUCUACACAAACAUGGCGCAUCCCAAAGUUCUCAUGGUCGCAGAGAAACCUAGCAUCGCUCUCUCCAUCGCUACCGCUCUUUCCCACGGCCAGAUGUCUACAAGAAGAGGAAGCACAGAAGUUCAUGAAUUCGACGGGAAGUUUCUUGGAGGGCAUGCGCGUUUUAAGGUGACAUCAGUUAUUGGACAUGUAUUCAGUGUAGAUUUUCAUGGUAAAUAUCAAGAUUGGGCCACCACAGAUCCCUUAGAUCUUUUUCAAGCUCAGAUUAUAAAGACUGAAUCAAAUCCAAAGGCACAUAUUUGUAAACAUUUAAAACAAGAAGCUCGUGGUUGUCAUUAUUUGGUAUUGUGGUUGGAUUGUGAUCGUGAAGGAGAGAAUAUAUGUUUUGAGGUUAUAGAAUCAACCGGUUUCAAAAUAAAUGAUGUCUAUCGCGCACGGUUUUCUUCUGUUACUGAGAAAGAUGUUCUGAAUGCUCUAGCCAACCUUGUCAGACCGAACAGGGAUGAAGCAAUGGCUGUAGAUGCCAGACAAGAGAUAGAUUUGAAAGUUGGAGUUGCCUUUACUCGAUUUCAAACGAGUUUUUUCCAGGGGAAAUAUGGGAACCUAGAUGCCAGAGUCAUCUCCUAUGGACCCUGUCAAACUCCAACAUUAGGAUUUUGUGUGCAGCGGUAUUUGCAAAUAAAUACUUUCAAGCCAGAAAAGUUUUGGAGUUUGCACCCUUACAUAAUUCAAAGUGGCUAUGAAAUUCUGCUAGAAUGGCAACGCAGCAAAUUGUUUGACAUAAAUGUUGCUAUGAUGUUUCAAAAGCUGGUUGCUGAAGAUGGGAUUCUGGAAGUGACUGAUAUAUCAGAAAAACAGGAAACCAAAGGUCGCCCUGUUGGUCUAAACACAGUGAAUCUUCUGAAGGUUGCUUCAAGUGCUCUAGGAUUUGGUCCUCAGACAGCUAUGCAACUAGCUGAACGAUUGUAUACUCAAGGCUUCAUCAGUUAUCCACGAACAGAAAGCACGGCAUACCCUCCGUCAUUUGACUUUCGUGGUGCACUCUCUGCACAAAGAAAUAAUCCAACUUGGGGAAACUAUGUAGAAGGGCUACUCACCAGUGGUUAUCAGAAACCUCGAUCGGGAACAGAUGUGGGUGACCAUCCUCCCAUUACUCCAAUGAGAUCUGCAUCAGAGGAUAUGCUAGGAAAUGAUGCUUGGAAGCUGUACCAAUAUAUCUGUCAAUACUUCAUAGGGACAGUGUCUCCGGACUGCAAGUAUGUAAGGAAAAAGGUUGAGUUUUCAGUAGGUGGAGAGUCUUUUCAUUGUACAGGGCAGCAUGUUAUCACCAAAGGAUUUACAGCUAUUAUGCCUUGGUUGGCGAUAAAUGAUAAAAGUAUUCCAUCAUUUAUAAAAGGGCAGAAAAUAAAAGUAUCAAAAGUUGAGCUCUAUGAAGGGAAUACCACUCCUCCAGAUUUUCUUACCGAGAGUGAGCUGAUCUCUCUAAUGGAGAAGAAUGGAAUAGGAACAGAUGCAUCAAUUCCUGUACAUAUUAACAAUAUAUGUGAGCGGAAUUAUGUGCAGGUACAAGCAGGCAGGAAGCUCGUCCCAACCACAUUAGGUAUAACUUUAGUAAGAGGUUAUCAAUCAAUUGAUCCAGACCUCUGCCUGCCCGAUAUUCGUAGCUUUAUUGAGCAACAAAUUACUCUUAUUGCUAAGGGCCAGGUAGAUCAUCAUCGUGUGGUGCAGCAUGUAAUUGAACAGUUCAAGCAAAAAUUUUGUUACUUUGUGAAGAAGAUUGAGGCCAUGGAUGCACUAUUUGAAGCACAGUUUUCUGCACUUGUUGAUUCAGGGCGUAUUAUGAGUAAAUGUGGUAAAUGCUUGCGAUAUAUGAAGUAUAUUUCUGCCCAGCCACCACGUUUGUAUUGUGGCACAUGUGAGGAAGUUUAUUAUCUUCCACAGAAGGGCACAAUAAAGCUGUACAAGGAACUGUCUUGUCCUUUAGACAAUUUUGAGCUUUUGAUCUGCUCCGUGGCUGGCCCAGAGGGUAAAUCAUUCCCGCUAUGUCCUUACUGCUACAGCAAUCCCCCAUUUGAAGGUAUCGAAGCACUCAUCAAUACGUCUAAAACUAGUACUUCUGGCAAGAUUGGCAAGGGAGCUGGCAUGCCAUGCAACCUAUGCCCCCAUCCCACUUGCCCAAAUUCUUUAGUUACCCAAGGUGUAUGUGCUUGCCCAGAAUGUAGUGGGACACUUGUCUUAGACCCUAUAAGUGCUCCCAAAUGGCGACUUUGUUGCAAUAUGUGCAAUUGCCUAGUUUUUCUUGCAGAGGGUGCUCAUAGAAUCUCGACAACUAAAGAAAAGUGCCUUGAAUGUGACUCUUCAAUCAUAGAAGUGGACUUCAACAAGAAAACAACUCCUCUGGCAGACGGGGCUACGUUGCACCGGGGUUGCAUUCUUUGUGAUGUAUUACUACACUCCCUUGUGGAGAUGAAAUAUGGGAGAGGCUUCAAGCGUAUGAGUUCACGUGGAAGAGGAAGAGGAAGGGGAGGAAGAGGAAGAGGACGGGGUGGUAAAAUGAUGGAUCCGAAAAUGAGUUUUCGAGAUUUCUAGCUUCAUAACUUAUGUUUUUGAAAUUUUUGCAACACGUUUGUUGAACUAUCAUUUGAUUCAUUUACUAUGAAUUCGUUCUUAGCAUAAUUAUCUUCUUUGUUGUUUGGGCUCAAGUCUAUUUCAAUAACAAAUACCAAAUGAAACUUUUCAAAUUUAUGUGUUUUUAAGUGGGAUUGGGGAUUGUCUGUUGUAACAAAGGACACUGUUUUGCAUCUCGAACUAUUUAGAUUAAUGUAGUUAUAAAACGAACUCAACCACACACAGAACUCAACCACACACAUUCCUGUUCUGUUACAACAGCAGAAAAUCUAAAUCCUCUACAAGAUUACAAUCUUUUUAUGUUCAGCUCUCAAUAAAAUUUAUUCACUUUAGUCUAUGUUUUAUAGGGACAAUUUUGAGUAUUUAUUUUUGUUGUAAAAAAGUUUCUUCUGAUAAACUGCAAUAUUAUAAUGGAGGACAAAAAUUUUAAUUAAAAUUUAGUAAGAACUAAACUUAAAAACUAAAAAUUCUAUAGGAAAUUAGAAUAAAUUAAACUUUUAAUUUCGUAAAUGACAAUACUAUUAUACAUUUUUAAAAUUAUAUUUUUCUAUAAAAGAUACAUAAGAAAAUAUCUUUAGAAGGAAC
Vicia villosa (hairy vetch) is the source of this 3390-nucleotide messenger RNA. RefSeq names its product DNA topoisomerase 3-beta-like. Gene Ontology annotation, biological process: DNA topological change. The record is from RefSeq and is a predicted model, not a curated record. Bases 190 to 2766 code for a protein of 858 amino acids. Gene Ontology annotation, molecular function: DNA topoisomerase type I (single strand cut, ATP-independent) activity; DNA binding. Gene Ontology annotation, cellular component: nucleus. Lineage: Eukaryota; Viridiplantae; Streptophyta; Magnoliopsida; Fabales; Fabaceae. The transcript has 15 exons.